Mycena indigotica is the source of this 3444-nucleotide messenger RNA. RefSeq lists its product as uncharacterized. Lineage: Eukaryota; Fungi; Basidiomycota; Agaricomycetes; Agaricales; Mycenaceae. The transcript is spliced from 4 exons. Bases 1 to 3444 code for a protein of 1147 amino acids. The record is from RefSeq and is a predicted model, not a curated record.
AUGCAUCGUGCAUGUGUAGAAGCCGCAGAGGCUCGGAAACGAGAGAAGGCCCAGCAGUUUGAGGAUAUUGAGGAAGCCCACCUUGCCGCUCGCAUCGAAUACAACAGCGAAUUCGACACCCAGCCCAUACGUCCCCAUCCGCCACCGAUGAUACCUCCCUCACCUCCCCUGCACGACAAGAACCCACCAUUGCGAGACUUCCAGCACAUUGCUGACACAUUGGCGAACCAGGAGGUCGAGAAAGAACGCCUUCGUUCGUCAAUAUCACCAGAGGAACGACGACUGUUGCUGGAUCAAGAGUUCGAGCGAAUUCUGGCGAAAGAACUGGAACGCGAGUGGAUAAAUGACUCAGAAGUUGACGACGUCGACCAGGAGGAUUUUGAACAGCAGAUGGAGCCGGACGACAUCGGGACAACAGUGCCGCAGAAAGACUCGGGCUUCUUCCCUUGGCCAAACGAAACGAUACUUCUGCUAGACGUCAUGGAUAAUCUGCCACGGUGUCGAUUUACUGGCGCACAAAUGACUCUCGUGCUCCACAUGAUGAAGCGGCUCGGUGUGCAGAAUAUCCCAUCUCUCAAAACCUUGCGGAAAAUUCAAAAGCAGGUCCACGAGGGUUUCGGGAACACACCUGUCAAGGUCCAAACGCCGCAGGGCAACGUCUUUUACACCAGCAACCUCCGUCAGGCCAUCGCUCGCGACUUUGCCAACCCUCUUAUUGCCCCACAUUUGAACCUGUAUCCCGAAGACGUUGGAAGCGGACCAAUGUCGGAGCGCUGGCAGGCGGAGCGCGCAUUCGAUUAUGACGCCCGACCAGCUCACACCCAUGUUUUCGAAUGGGCAAUGUCGCUGACGUGGAUCCGACGGAACGGAAAUCUCACCUCCGACGUGUAUAUCGUCGCCCGAGACGCAGAGGGUGUUUGGGACUGUGGUGGCGAGGAGCAAGAGGUGAUGGCCACGUCAUUCGAAGCUGAUUUUGAUCGGCUUCGCACGGAGUUCGGAUCCGACUUCCACUUGACAUGGACAGACCGUUCGAGGGAGUUCAUUGCCGCAAUGCCAACCCCAUUUCGCGAAAUAAGUGGCGACCGUGAUCUGUAUGUGCUUGGCAUCAGUGUUUGGAUCGACGAUGUUUCCGGCAACAAAUCGAAACAAUACAACAAAUUCCUCGUCAUGGUAAUGCAAAACACCGCACUUCCUGGUCAGCUACUCAAACAGGAGUUUCACGUCCACUUCUCGGGUGCCUCCCAGCAUGUCACAACCGCAGAGUUGUCCGCGGUUUUGCGAGAUUUCGUGCAGGGAACCGAGAUAAGCCCUAUCAUCUGUUACAAUGCCAACACACGACGGGAAGCUGCAGUGGUCGUACGCGUUCAUGACGACGAUGCUGACAAUCCCCAACAAUCUGAGGAGGCAAGCCACAUUGGCUGCAACGGCUUGUUUCCUUGCCGAAAGUGCAAGUGGGGAGGACCAAAGGCCGACCAGGUGGGAUCCGACACAUAUCAUGCUUGCCAUGAGCCAGGAAUUUCCCGAACAGCGGCGGACAUUCGGUCCGAACUUGAGCAGCAGUUAGCGCUUGCAAUGACUGGCAGCGCAGCUGCGAUAGAAAAACGUCAACGAGAAACCGGCACCAAGGACAAGCUCACCCAGUACUGGAUCGAGCGUGUCCUUGUCCAGGUCGCCAAGCUGAAGCAAGAGAAUCCCCGUAUAUCGGCCACAGAUGCGAAGAGAGAGGCACAAAUGUGGUUGGAUCAGCAACCUGGCGACAAGAUGAACCCUCUUUUGGAUAUUACUGGUCUUGAUCCGGCUCGGGACACUCCUGUCGAAAUUCUGCACACGAUUCUUCUGGGCGUCAUCAAGUAUAUCUGGCAUCAUCUCAACACUCAACAAUGGUCAGAUGUUGACAGGCAACUACUUGCCAUCCGUUUACAAUCAACUGAUAUUAGCGGCAUGAAUGUUCCCCCAGUCCGUGGUGCAUACAUGAUGCAGUAUCGGAAUAACUUGAUCGGGAAGCACUUCAAGGUUAUAAUGCAAGCGCUCACCUUCCACACGCACGAAAUCUGUACGCCCGUUCAAUUUCAGCUUGUUAAAGCUGCGGCGGAUCUUGGUGCCCGCGUGUGGAUCUCGGUAAUUGAUGACAUUGAGGCAUAUAUUGUUGAUUUGAAGAUCGCAAUCGCAAAUGUCUUAGAUGCGUGGGACGCCGUUGAGCCGCUGAGAAUCCUUGUCAAAAUCAAGUUGCAUCUCUUGCCUCAUCUUCCUGAGGACAUUCGACGAUUCGGGCCGGCUGUGAGGUUUUCUACAGAGACCCAGGAAUCAUACAACGCUGUUUUUCGGAUGUGCUCCAUCAAUGGGAACCAUCAAGCGCCGAGUCGUGACAUUGCUGUCAAGUUUUCGACCAUGAAUAACAUCAAGCAUGCGCUAUGUGGCGGUUUCUGGGAAUCUACCUCCAGUCGUGAGCGCUCAGGCAUGCAAGGGGCUCCUGAAUGGCACCGAGAAUGGCUGCAACCCGGUGAAGCGGUCCGACGGAUUUUGGCAGAUGAUCUUAACCUGCAGCGGCAUCUUGGAUGGGUGACACAUGCCAAGGCUGUUCCUGGUCUCACCCGUCUUCUUGCCGCGGACAAAUUCCCUCCGAUUCCGUGGGACUCCACUAGGGCGAAUGGCGCCAAGGAAACUCUGUCACCACCAAAACUGGAGACCAAGCACAAAUUGGCACUUGGGUUUUUCGUCCGAAAUCCAAAUAAUAAGUUGGUUCUGGGGAGGGUUGCCGAAAUCCUUUCGCGGGAUACUCGCCGCUCCUGGGUGACUCUCGAACAGUUUGUCUGUACUACCCAGCGUCAUCCCGAGUUCGAUUGGCCGGUUGUCCGACGUCCGACAGGAACUGAAAUCACAGAAGACCUACUCACCUCCUACCUUGUGGUUCCUGGGUCUCAACUGGAGUUCAGCUGCUCGGUUCAACAUGAUUGUCGCCUUGGAGGCUGUCAGCCGGCGGUGAUGGGCAAGGAGCGCCAAGAGCGCCAAGAAACAGUCCGAGAUAUCUCCCUCAUCAAGCAUAUUGAUGACGACAAAUUUGUGCUGAACAUGGGUUCCACUCACAAUUUUGUUGAGCUUCUCCGGGUCCUACCUCCCGCACUUUGCAACCUUCGACCGCUUCAGCUCAAUCGUCGUCAAUUCCAUCAUGAAAUGGCUCAAAAAGCAAAGUCAGCACGCUCAACUGCACGCGAAAAGGCAACAGCAAAGCAACGAGAGACAGCAGCUAAGAAAAAGAAACAAAAGGCUGCAAAACCUGUGGAGGAGGAGGAGGAGCAGGACUUGCCAGAGUCAGAAUCAGAGUCAGACACGACUGAUGACAGUGAUGACAAUGAUUAUAUUCCCAAGGAUAAAGGUGGAAAGCGGGGUAGGGCAAUACAGGAGAGCAGGCAGAGAAAUCCGAAGAGACACAAAGCUAAUCCAUAG